This is a messenger RNA of Syngnathus acus (greater pipefish), 5092 nucleotides long. RefSeq names its product ASXL transcriptional regulator 1 (gene asxl1). NCBI's taxonomy places the organism in Eukaryota, Metazoa, Chordata, Actinopteri, Syngnathiformes, Syngnathidae. Gene Ontology annotation, cellular component: PR-DUB complex. The record is from RefSeq and is a predicted model, not a curated record. Gene Ontology annotation, biological process: positive regulation of transcription by RNA polymerase II; animal organ morphogenesis. The coding region runs from base 321 to 4760 and encodes 1479 amino acids. Gene Ontology annotation, molecular function: peroxisome proliferator activated receptor binding; chromatin binding; DNA binding. The transcript has 12 exons.
GUUGUAGCGUUCCUGCAAGGCUUGUUGUGCCGCAGCACUCCACGGACAGCCUUCUUUCCCCACAAUCGCGCUGCCUUCAUGCUGCAUAGCCACAAUGUGUGUUGCGCUUAUAUAGGAACAGCCGCCGACGUAUUUUCCUCAUUCGCGACAUACAUCCGGACGUGGUAGGCGUCGUAAAGGGCCGACAGCACAAAAAGCACGCGUUUUGAGGCUCCACACACACGGCCAACCGAGAUCUUCGUAGCCGUGUUAGCUGCUAGCUAAACCGCCACCGUCUUCUUCAGGGCGCUUUGUAGGCUAGGCAGGCCAGUGCGGAGGAAAUGAAGGACAAACAAAAGAGAAAGAAGGAGCGGACCUGGGCUGAGGCGGCUCGCAUGGUGCUGGAGAACUUUUCAGAUGCUCCAAUGACUCCAAAACAAAUUCUUCAUGUCAUCCAGACCAAGGGGCUGAAGGAAAUGCGAAGUGGUACAGCACCUUUGGCCUGCCUGGUGACAAUGCUUCACUCCCAGGUGAGGGGAGAUCGGGUCAAAAACAGCAUCUUCUUUAAGUUGCCCGGACGGAUGAGCCUAUUCACUCUAAAGAAGAAUGCGCUUCAGUGGACGAAGACUUCAGAGUCAGAAAGACAAUCUGAGCUGGGAAGCAGUGCCGCUACUCCAACCUCCAGCACCAACACUCCCACAGAGGGCGCAGCCGUUGGCCCCACUGAGACAACUGAGCAGGAGAGCUGCAACUCAACUGAGACCACUGCCUCCAAUUUGGCCUUAGCGGACGAAACAUCCUCCAGUGUUACCGGACCCACAGAGCUGCAAUCUACCAGCCAGCCCCAGACCCGUCUCAGCAGAGCGGCAGGGUUGCAAGGACGGACUGACAGUCAGCAGGUCCAACAUGUUCCACACGCCCAGACCAGACUGAGCCGGUCCCGACAGUCCGGACGGCAGCGGAAGAAAGCAGUCAUGAUGCCACGUGUUGUCCUCACUCCACUUAAAGUCAAUGGAGAGCACGUGCCGUCAGGACCGAUGAAGAGGAGCCGGGGAGGGGUGGAUGUGGACUUUGAAACACCGGGCUCUAUCCUUGUCAACACCAACAUCAGGGCUCUCAUUAAUGUGAGAACCUUCUCGGCAUUCCCAGCCCAGUCCCAGCAGCAGCUCCUGCAGCUUCUGCCAGAAGUGGACCGCCAAGUUGGACCAGAUGGAAUGGCCAGACUCAGUAGUUCAGCCCUCAACAACGAGUUCUUUACACAUGCCUCCCAAAGCUGGAAAGAGAGGUUAGCUGAAGGAGAGUUCACUCAUGAGAUGCAGGUGCGAUUCCGGCAGGAAAUGGAAAAGGAGAAGAAGGUGGAGGCGUGGAAGGAAAAGUUUUUUGAGGAAUACCAUGGACAGAAGUCUGGCCUGACUAGAGAGGAAUCCCUGAAGCUCACGAUGGGUGAUGCGAGCGAAGUGGCAACAAGUGUCCUGGACAGUGACAGUGUCUCUGUGGUGUCAACCGGUGCGCCUAAGAGACGCAGUGUGGGUCGGCGAAGGAGAGAUGGUCGGAUGAGGAGACGCACUCGGGCCGAUCUGCGUCGCCGGGCCCGUCGGACCCUCUGCAAAACCAGCUCUCCAGUGCUGCAGUCUGCUGAAGCUGCUGAAGACGUUGCUUCUCUGGAAACCUCCACUGUCUCCAUUGGUUCUCCCAUGUCAGAAAGCACAGUUAUUCAAGGUGAGGUGGUGCUGCAGGCUGAAUGCGACGAGGAGCUUCCACCGGACCACGUCUCCGUUGAGCCAAAGAGCCCCAUACCUGAACCGGUCCUACUGCCAGCCCCCACUCCAACUCCAAUUCCCAGCCCAGAGUCCACCAGCGAUGACAAAGAACCAAGCAUUUCAGGCUGUCUGCUGCCCGAAGAGGUUGCACCUGUAUUAGCUUCCACCUCAUCCCCGUCUUCAUCCUCUUCUUCCUCUGAUUCAUCACCUUCGUCCUCGCCUUCCUCAGCUUCUGAUCAACAGGGAGCAUUUACCACUGGCUUGGACUCUUCGUCAUCCUCCUCAGUGUCAUCUGGUGCCGCAAUCACUACGGAUCACCUGGAUGACACUGCGUCCGCGGUCACCUCAGUCACCGGGGGAACCGCCACCAGCAGCCGUGAAAGCAGCCCCUCUGAUAGCCCGGCAGGCACCCCUGCACCCAGCACCCAGCACAAGGAACAGAAACGAAGGCCCGAUGAGACGCGAGCGUUCUCCAGCUUCCCCGAAAAGAGGCCACGGUUGAAUGACCAGCAGUCCUUUCGUACCACAAUUGACAGGGUCCAUUCAGAGAAACCGCAGCCGACAACAGAGGAACCCAAGGUGCCUCCAAUCAGGAUUCAACUGUCCAGAAUCAAACCGCCCUGGAUCAAAGGGCACCCCACCUACCAGAUCUGCCCCCGCAUCGUGCCCCCUGGAGAGGCCUCGCGGAGGUCGGGGACGGGGGGCGCGCGGACGCUCGCAGACAUCAAAGCCCGCGCCCAGCAAGCCCGCGCCCAGCGGGAAGCCGCUGCUGCUGUUGCAGCCUCUGCCGACGGGCCAGGGCCGAACAGGGUCCGGCUGCGGCCUGCUGCUGGGUUACCGGAUAGCAACAGUGGACAGAGAGCACAAGAACAUCCAGGACCGAUUGAGCCAGGAGGAGGAGGUGGCGGGACACAGGAACACGGAAAGACUUCUGAAACGAAUCCAUCUGGAGCACAGCUACAGCAUCCCAAUGUAGAAGGCAAAGCCCAGCCAUCCCCGCCUGCUACCUCAACCACUGUGUUCUCGGAGCACCCGCAGACAACGAGCCCCUCUCAAAAAGGGGUGGGAAGGCUUCCUGUGGCCGAGGAAGGAUUUAUUCCAAAAUCAUCCGGUAUUCAAACCCCUUCUGACAGACCUGCGGUCCAAGCAACUAACGAGACUGACACGGCGGCAAAUUACGUAAUGUCUUCUCGCGAAAGGCAAAACAAGAUUACUGUGUCUGCUACUUCCCCUUCAGAGAGGCUUGAACCAGUGAGGGACAUUAGGCCACUCGCGCCAACCUCCAUCCCUGAUUCCCUUCCCAGGUUUGGGGCUCAGGGUGUGGUUGUUCAGAAGCUGGUCAAAUCCGUGAUGCCCGUGGAGGUUGAGCAUGAGAAAGAGAGAGGCCUUGGUGGUGUAAUUCAACGUGUUUCCCUUCACGAGGAUUCCCAGGACACUGACACUGACUCGGCCAUAACACACCAAGCAGAAGCGUCAUCUCCUCGUGUGGACUCCUCUGGCAGGGAUGAUGACGCUGGGAUGCAUAGUGAUUCCACAGAAACCGCUUCAGACUGUGAGAAUGAGAGCCACCUGGAUGAGCAGCAGCCCGACCAAGAUUGGUGUUCCCAGAUGAGAGGCUACCGAAAGGUCGUUUGUAGCCCUUCUCUGAACCACCAGCCGGUCAUCCAAGCGCACGAGUCCGCUUGCCACGGUCAAACGGUCAUUCAGCCUUGCUUUCCCAACGGUGUGACUCAUGCUCCACAGAGCCGGACCUUUUCUCAAGAUCGACGGUCUCACAACAACGUUGUUGUCAAAGUCGAACCUGUGGAUGAUUGCCGGAACACCAGACAGUGUUCUACGGAAGAAGAGUAUAAUGGACGUAGUAAGCCCUCUACCUAUCCUUUGAGUAUUUCUGGAACCUCCAAGAAAGUGUCCACUUCCACUAGACCAGUGUCCAGUGUGGAAGCCAACAACCCUCUAGUGACACAGCUUCUACAGGGUAGCCUUCCCCUUGAUAAAGUCUUACCCCCACACUGUGCCGACAGGCUGGAAAUCAGCCGACCCGCAGGACCCCAGCGAAGACCCUACAACAGGGCCGAGGCGGCAGUCCAAUUACCUAACUCGGAAGGAAGCGUAGCUCCUCAAGUCAAGUCCCAGAAAAGCUACCCUGUAUCGUGUUUAAUGGAGACCCCAACUACACCACAGUAUCAACCUCAGCAGGCAUCCGGGGCCAUCCCGGUCAUCACCUCGCCGCCGUUCACCACGUCCAGCUCUAAUCAUAGUGUUGGGAUGGUAGUUAUUAAAGAGUCUACUGUCCACCAGCCCUCACAAGGAGCUAUACCAAACAGGAGUCAGUCUGCUCACAGGACCAUACUGAAUGGCCCAUCGCCAACUCACGCAGACCCUUGUCCCACGGAAGUUGUGCCUAGUCUCAAAAUCAAUUGGCGAUCCCCUCAGUCACAGAUUCCCCUUGCCAACCACCAAGAGCCAGCCCCUGCUCCCAAUGUAAAGACUGAAGUUGGUUCAAAGCCCUCUUGCCAGGCAAUUGCUAAAGCAUCCGUUGUUGUCACCAAGAAAGAGCCGCUGAGUUCUAUGGAUGGAUACCCGAGUGGAGGAGCGAUGGAGGGACUCAUUAAUAUGGAAAUGAAUUUGUCCCGGAUGGCCAAAAAUGAGCUCAGCAAAGCUCCGUACUCCAGUUAUCACUCGUCGUCCUCCUCCCUCCCCUUCCAGCUCUACGGGAAAAUCUCCAAGCAGGGCGGGGGUCUCGGUGGCGUCAGCUACACCGCCAACGUAUCUGUGAUGGACAAUAGCAGCUUUUCCCGAAACAUGACUGACGGCGUGCUGCAGCUGCGGCCUCGUUUGGCCACCAGCCAGGCCACGCUCAGCAUCCAGACCUUUACUGACAGUACGGCCGAGGAGGUGUCGCUUAAGUGCUCCUGUCGCCUCAAAGCCAUGAUCAUGUGCCAAGGCUGCGGGGCCUUCUGCCACGAUGAUUGCAUUGGGCCCUCCAAGCUCUGUGUGUCUUGUUUGGUGGUGAGAUAAUAUGUUGAAGAGCUGCCGUUACCAAGUCAAAUCCACACAGGAGUGGACAGACAGGCAAGAGUUGCCUUGUAAAUUAUAACUGGGCUGUUUGUUUUUGUUGCACAUUUUCAGAUUUCCUCUUUAGCUGUAAUUAUAUAUUAUUGAUAUUCUUUUUAUUGACUCUUAUUAUUUUGAGGCAUGGUUGGUUAUUUGCUAACGUUUCGGUUAUCACGCCUCAAAAUCAUUUACCUCAUCUUGUUCCACCAGUCAUUAUUAGGUGGCCAUUGUUUUUUGUUUCAUGUUGUCUGCGCAAAGAAAUAUUUUUUUAACCAUUAAAGGAGUAAACAACAGUA